CCAAAGUGACAGUUGUAAAGACAGACAGCUCCCAAUAAGGUUUCUGAGAGCUCAGUUUGACUUGAAGUGACAUUCAAAACAAUGGAAGGUGAAUGCAAGGUACUGCUGGAAGCCACUGUCGACACAGAAGCCAGGAAACAAACAACAAGUUUCAAACCCAGCUCAACGAAAACCACAGCCCUGCUGGUGUUCACACUCUGCCUCGCUGCUGCUGCUGCUGCUGCAGUCCUCCUCUUCAAUAUGCAUGCCAAGGGCUCAGGACAAGAUGAAGCCAAUGUUGAACUUCUCCACAAAUUGAGGCACAUUUCAAAUCCAAGAGCAGCAAUUCAUUUAGAAGGAGAAUAUAACCCCGACGUGAAGACCUCAGUGGAAUGGAAGAAUCAGGUUGACCAGUCCCACUCUCAGGGAGGGCUGGAACUCUACAACAAUGAAAUUGUGAUUCCUCAAAAUGGCCUCUACUUCGUAUACAGCCAAGUGUCUUUCCAGAUUCACUGCAGCAGCAGUGAAGCUGAUGACCUCUCACAGCCCCUGGUCCACCUGAGUCACACUGUGAAGCGCUGGUCCAGCUCGUUUGGGUCUUACCAGACCAUCCUGCACUCUGUCCGCACUGCCUGCCAAAUGAGAGCCACAAGCGAUCGGGAUGAUGAGGGGAGCUGGUACUCCGCCGUGUACAUGGGAGCUGUGUUCAGCCUGAAGGGAGGGGACAGACUCAAGACGGUGAUGGAAGAAAAGAUGUUGCCGGGCCUGGAAGACGAGCCGGGGAAGACUUUCUUUGGUGUGUUUGCCUUGUGAGGUCAGUGGACUAAGGGCAACAGGUGAAGAUAUGAAUGUACAUGUAAGAGCCGUCAGUCUUCAUGGUGGCUCCACUGUGAGGCCUGAAGCCCACUGCCUCGCAUGAACUCACUUACACUGUUGAAUGUUUGAAGGUCUACACUGCACUAAACAGUCAUUGCAAUUUUCAGUAUAGACUUUUAGCAAGUCAUUUAAAGUAAACCAAGAUUCUGUAUGUUAGCUGUAUCAAUGAACACAAUAGCUGACUGUGAAGUAAUGUAUUACCAUAAAUAUCUAUAUGGGUCUAUAAUGUUAUGUACUUUGUACUCGCAUUAGUGUCAGUACCUUUUGCUGUACUGCAAAUUACCGAUAACUGUUGCGUAUUUAUUGUGUCACUACAGGUU
Messenger RNA from Cottoperca gobio, 1175 nucleotides. RefSeq names its product tumor necrosis factor a (TNF superfamily, member 2) (gene tnfa). The record is from RefSeq and is a predicted model, not a curated record. The transcript has 4 exons. The coding region runs from base 82 to 792 and encodes 236 amino acids. Lineage: Eukaryota; Metazoa; Chordata; Actinopteri; Perciformes; Bovichtidae. Gene Ontology annotation, cellular component: membrane. Gene Ontology annotation, molecular function: tumor necrosis factor receptor binding. Gene Ontology annotation, biological process: immune response.